CCUACCCGGUGCCCCGCCGCCGCCGUCGCCUCUCGCUCUCGCCGUACACCCUUGCACCCCAAAACUCAAUCUUUCUCUCCCACCCGACCCGAUCUGAUCCGAUUCGUGCGUGCUCGUCUAGGUUUCCAUCCGCCGCGCCGCCAGGAGAGCAGGGGUUGAAGAAGGCCAGCGCCACCAUGGCGGACGAAGAGCAUAUGGAGAGGAAGGAGGAGGCCACCGAGAUCGCCCCUUUCGAUCCAACCAAGAAGAAGAAGAAGAAGAAGGUUGUGAUCCAAGAUCCAGCUGACGAGGUUGAUAAGUUGGCAGAGAAGACAGAAAGCUUGGCAGUCGCUGAGUCUGGCGAGCCAAGCUUCGCAGGAUUGAAAAAGAAGAAGAAGAAACAGGUGGAACUUGACCCAUCGCUUGUUGAGGCUGCUGAUGGUGAAGACACUCUUGAUGAUCAAAUUGGAGAGGAUGAACAAGGAGAAGGGAUUGUGUUGGGUGGAGUGACCCAAUACCCGUGGGAAGGGACUGAUAGAGAUUACAAGUAUGACGAGCUGCUUGGCAGAGUCUUCAAUAUCCUGCGUGAGAAUAAUCCAGAUCUUGCUGGUGAUAGACGAAGAACAGUUAUGAGGCCCCCUCAAGUUCUUAGAGAAGGCACAAAGAAGACAGUUUUUGUGAACUUCAUGGACUUGUGCAAAACAAUGCAUAGGCAACCUGAGCAUGUGAUGAUGUUUUUACUUGCUGAGAUGGGAACAAGUGGAUCCCUUGAUGGGCAACAGAGGUUGGUUAUCAAAGGAAGAUUUGCCCCGAAGAACUUUGAAGCAAUACUGAGGAGAUAUAUCAAUGAAUAUGUCAUAUGCAAUGGAUGCAAGAGUCCAGAUACUAUCCUUUCCAAGGAGAAUCGGUUGUUCUUCCUACGUUGUGAACAGUGCGGUUCGUCAAGGUCAGUUGCUCCUAUCAAGGCUGGAUUUGUGGCGCAAGUUGGCCGUCGGAAGGCUGGGACUUAAGUUAUCUAGUGCUCGGAUGCUAUAUCAACAUAGUCCAAUUUGCCGAUUUACAACAAUUAUUGUCCAGUUCUUACUGUGCCUACACUGUUUUGUGGAUUUCGUUUCCUGUACUUCAAAUGUUGCUGUGAAUUCCAGUUUAUCUGAGAGGAUCUAUGUUUGCGGCC
Molecule: messenger RNA, 1153 nt
Organism: Lolium rigidum
Lineage: Eukaryota; Viridiplantae; Streptophyta; Magnoliopsida; Poales; Poaceae
Product: eukaryotic translation initiation factor 2 subunit beta
Exons: 9
Coding region: 177-989 (270 amino acids)
Biological process (GO): formation of cytoplasmic translation initiation complex; translational initiation; formation of translation preinitiation complex
Cellular component (GO): eukaryotic translation initiation factor 2 complex
Molecular function (GO): translation initiation factor binding; translation initiation factor activity; mRNA binding
Source: RefSeq, a predicted model, not a curated record